Molecule: messenger RNA, 894 nt
Organism: Talaromyces stipitatus ATCC 10500
Lineage: Eukaryota; Fungi; Ascomycota; Eurotiomycetes; Eurotiales; Trichocomaceae
Exons: 2
Coding region: 1-894 (297 amino acids)
Source: RefSeq, a predicted model, not a curated record
AUGGGUACUGCCACCUAUCUGUCCCCUGUAUCUCACAGAAGGCAUUCAGAGACGGGGCUUGCAACGCAAUCAUCACCUGAUAGUAGCAUUGCUAGUCAGAUUACUAGUUGGAAGCUCCGUCCUGGCGUUCACACACCACGGGCGUUCAUUACAGAGUUAGCAAUCAUCUUUGAAAGCAUUCUUGUCCAACUUGGACCAGAUGACCCUUCGACACCUUCCUCUCCAGAGAUCCUCAUGGAUGACCUGCGUUCUAGUCUAUCUCAUGAGGGUCGUGAGUCCACGUUGCCCUUGCCAGACUGGAACGAGCCCAACCUAUCUGAGAUGACAAAACAAGCCAAGCGUUUUGCCCAGGUUCUUGCCCAGGUUCUUUAUCAAUAUGCAGCAGAGUUCCAACAUUCGGUGCCGGGCGACCCUCAACUCGUUGUCUAUAGCCCCUGCGAGGGUCACAAAUGGGUGCCUGCAGCCGGUCGACUGUUACGCAGCAAUCGAAGCUCUCCUAUUCCUAUGAUGCCUUACAACGGAUGGCUACAUCAGAUUACAUGCCUCCGAGAUGCGUUACUCGCAUUCGAAAACUUUGAGGACGUACAAUUGGAUUUUUCUGAUACUAUUCAACGGGGUACAUGUCCUAUGGAGAGCAUCAGGGAGGCGUUCCUGUUUAAGAUCCAGACAUAUAAAGUGAAUCAUAGUGAUAUAAUUUACGUAGCAAAAGCUUUGGCUGAUCCCGGUCUUCCAAGUGGCGGAUAUAGUUCCCAGUAUCGAUAUGGAGUAGUCCUUCCAGCUGCUUUGUUUGCACCGUCCAGUUCACGUCUGCUUCGCUAUAUCCCUACUCAACUGGACAUCAAUGGCGAGGAAUGUGUCAUGUUUGAUUUCCGAACGAAGUACCGAAGAAAAUGA